AUGAAGAAAGAGAACUGGACCUGUUUGACUGAAAUUGUCCUACUAGGCUUCUCAGAUUUUCAGUCCAUGCGAGAUCUUCUCUUUUGCCUGGUUCUAAUAUUCUACCUCAUGGCUUUGAUGGGCAACAGCAUGAUUUUGAUCCUCACCAUUUUCAAUCGUUCCCUUCACACCCCAAUGUACUUCUUCCUCUGGAACUUGUCCUUUGUGGAAAUUGGCUACACCUCCUCCAUCAGCCCAAAGACGCUAGUGGACUUAUUAUCAGAGAACCAGAAUAUAUCCUUUUGGAGCUGUGGCUGUCAAAUGUGUUUUUCCCUUCUCUUUGGUGUCACUGAGUGUUGUCUUCUUUGUGUUAUGGCAUAUGACCGCUACAUUGCCAUUUGCAAACCCUUGCAAUACCCAUAUAUCAUGAACCUCAGGGAAUGCGCUAAUCUUGCUGCUGUAUCAUGGGCCAUUGGAGUUUCUGUGGGUCUGGGGCAAUCUAUUUCAAUCUUCACCCUUCCCUUCUGUGGGUCAAAUAGAAUCCGCCAUUUCUUUUGUGAUAUUAUGCCUGUUCUGAGACUGGCUUCCUCCAAUACUUACAAAAAUCAAGUGGCCAUUGUCACACUAACAGUUCUAUUUGUUCUGGUACCUCUUUUGCUCAUCCUUUUUUCCUACAUCCUCAUCAUUUCCACUAUUCUCACAAUGCCACUGGCCAAAACCAGACGCAAAGCAUUUUCCACCUGUUCCUCGCAUCUCACUGUGGUCUGCAUUUUCUACGGAACCUGCAUUGUUACCUACAUGCGUCCCAACUCAGAAUAUUCCAUGGAUAGUAGCAGAUUCCUUGCCCUGCUCUACACAGUGGUGACCCCAAGUUUAAAUCCCAUCAUUUACAGCUUGAGGAAUAAAGAAAUAAAAGCUGCUUUCAUGAAAUCUGUAGCAAGGAAACAGAUGUUCUUUAUAGGAUCAUACUAG
This is a messenger RNA of Protobothrops mucrosquamatus (brown spotted pit viper), 951 nucleotides long. Its product is annotated as olfactory receptor 10A4-like. The transcript has a single exon. Bases 1 to 951 code for a protein of 316 amino acids. Gene Ontology annotation, biological process: G protein-coupled receptor signaling pathway. Gene Ontology annotation, molecular function: olfactory receptor activity; G protein-coupled receptor activity. Gene Ontology annotation, cellular component: membrane. NCBI's taxonomy places the organism in Eukaryota, Metazoa, Chordata, Lepidosauria, Squamata, Viperidae. The record is from RefSeq and is a predicted model, not a curated record.